Messenger RNA from Paramacrobiotus metropolitanus, 1891 nucleotides. Its product is annotated as cyclin-dependent kinase 7-like. Lineage: Eukaryota; Metazoa; Tardigrada; Eutardigrada; Parachela; Macrobiotidae. The record is from RefSeq and is a predicted model, not a curated record. Gene Ontology annotation, biological process: positive regulation of transcription by RNA polymerase II; protein phosphorylation. Gene Ontology annotation, cellular component: nucleus; cytoplasm; transcription factor TFIIH holo complex. Bases 408 to 1502 code for a protein of 364 amino acids. The transcript is spliced from 3 exons. Gene Ontology annotation, molecular function: cyclin-dependent protein serine/threonine kinase activity; RNA polymerase II CTD heptapeptide repeat kinase activity; ATP binding.
GUAGUCUUCUGAAGUCUCGCGCAGCUCCUCUGGAAAGUUUACCCUACGGUAGCAGCUUGAACAGCCUAGACUCAACAGAAUCCAGACUCCAGAGACCAGAGCAUAAACUUUUCACAUUCACUUCUACGCAUUUUGCUAUGUUUUUGCAGUUUUGCACUUCAGCUUGCUUUUAUAAUUUGUGCCCCAUUUUUCGAUUACAACUGCAUAUUUAAGUCAUAUUAUAUUCCCAAAGGACUACAAUUACUUACAUGAUUUCAUCCCCACGAAGCGGCCAAGACGCGCCAGUGUGAAGGAGUGUUUGGAUUGCAUAGUCACGUCGUGACUGUAGUCGCGCUUUCCGUGAUCUCUUUAUGCUUUCAGGCCAGCGACAGUCCUUCACUGAAUUUAUCGCCGGUAGUUAGAGAAUAAUGGGAUCUAAGCGAGCGCGUGAGGAUCCCCCAAAGCCAGGGUCGGCCAUCAGCGGGGACAGCAGCGAGCAGUACGAAAUAGUGGAGUAUCUGGGUGAGGGCCAGUUCGCGCUGGUGUACAAGGCGCGCAGCCUGUCUGACAACCGUUUGGUGGCCAUGAAAAAGGUGAAGAUGGGACCGCGCGACGAGGCUAAACUGGGACUCAAUCGCAGCGCCAUCCGUGAGAUCCGCAUAAUGCAAGAGCUAAGCCAUCCGCACAUCCUGCCACUGCUGAACGUGGUCACCGUCGGUGCCAACAUCACCCUGGUGCUGGAAUUCAUGGAUUUUGAUCUGGAGAAGGUGAUUAAGGAUACGUCGCUGGUGCUGACGGCGGCCAACGUCAAAGCCUACACUAUUAUGAUUCUGCGUGGGAUGGCUUAUCUCCACCGCAACUGGAUUCUGCAUCGCGAUCUCAAACCGGAUAACUUGCUGCUAAACAUCAGCGGCCAGCUGAAAAUUACGGAUUUCGGUCUGGCCAAGCCGUUUGGAUCCCCAAGCCGUCCCUUCACCAGCCAGGUGGUGACCCGCUGGUACCGCGCCCCGGAACUCCUGCAAGGUGCCCACCGUUACGGCGGCGCCGUGGACAUUUGGGCCGUCGGCUGCAUCUUCGCCGAGAUGCUGCAGCGCGCUCCUCUCUUCCCUGGCGAAUCCGACAUGGAUCAGUAUAUCAAGAUUAUCCAGGUGAUGGGAUCUCCAAGCGACACUACCUGGCAGGAUGUACGCAAGCUGCCCUCCUUUAUUGACGUCAAGGAAUGCCCGCCCAUCCCCCUGGAGCAGAUAUUCCGGGCGGUGACGGCCGAUAUGCUGGACUUUUUGAAGAGCUGUCUGCUGUACGAACCCACCAAACGGGUGACGUGCGAGGAAGCGCUAAGUCUGCCGGCGUUUACCACGCGCAUGCCGCUGGCCACGCCCCCCACGGGGCUGCCGGUGCCUAGUAAGUUCCGUGCAAAGAUGCAGGCGGAGAUGGCGGAAGGGGAGAAGAAGCGGGUUAAACUGGAGGGCGGGGUCGAGAGUGGCCGGUCGGAUUGGGUGGUGAAGCGGCGAGUGUACACGUGAAGGUGGGAACAGCGAAAAUGUUGAGUCGGCGGUUUGGUACCGAUCAAUAUUUUCCUUUCGUGGAGGGUGUUGAUUGUGGUAUCUCCCAUGUUUUCUUUUCAUGCUUUAUUGUGAUGAAUUUUGUAUACGAUAUUGACGACAUGAGUACUGUAGGACAUGACUUGCAGAUGUUUUGUGAGAACUUAAUUUUUUCAGAAGAGUUUUUGCAAGCGUUUUGUCGUACAUGUAACCAACGUUUCACCUAAGGUGAUAGAAACAAAUGUACGCGAAAAUUGCAAAGGAAACAUCGCUUAUGAAAAGUUUGCAAACAACGAAAUGCGUAACACGUCUGAUUUCGCAUGAACAAUGGCAACUGUGCAAUGCGUAUCGAAAAUAAAAGGGACUCUAAA